Colius striatus (speckled mousebird) is the source of this 1887-nucleotide messenger RNA. RefSeq names its product glypican-5. Bases 1 to 1815 code for a protein of 604 amino acids. The record is from RefSeq and is a predicted model, not a curated record. Gene Ontology annotation, biological process: regulation of protein localization to membrane; positive regulation of canonical Wnt signaling pathway; cell migration. Gene Ontology annotation, cellular component: plasma membrane; cell surface; extracellular region. The transcript has 9 exons. Lineage: Eukaryota; Metazoa; Chordata; Aves; Coliiformes; Coliidae.
AUGGCCGCCGACGGGAGCCGCGGGGUCCUGGGGCUGUGGCUGCUGGCGGCGGCGGGGCUGUGCGGCGGGGUGGCGGCCGGCAAGUCACCCAGCUGCCACGAAGUGCGGACGGCGUUUCAGCUGCGGCAGAUAGGACCCCUCAAGCUGGUCCCCGACGUGCCCACGGCUGAGUCAGAGUUACAGAUCUGUCAACAGAGAACACCAACUUGUUGCACCAAAAAAAUGGAAGAAAGCUACCAGGCAGCUGUUCGAAGGGAAAGGACUCAAAGUAUCCAGGCACUGAACUUCGAACUGAAGUACAUGAUUGUGGGUCAUAUCACAGCUUUUCAAGAGGCCUUUGAGUCUUUGCUUCGUUUUACUGAAAACCACACAAGUUCCCUGUUUGAGACAGCUUACAGACCUAUGGCAAAAGAAGCUGCAGAGCCUGUUAAAGAACUUUUUACGGACAUCUCUCUCUACAUUCUGGGUGCAGAGACGACAGUGGAAAGUGCAGUAUUACGGUUCUUUGACAGUCUGUUUCCUCUGGUGUAUAGUCGGCUAAUAAACCCAGGAAUUACAGAUUUAUCGGAGGACUAUACGGAGUGUCUACGGCUUACAAGGCAAGACAUAAAUCCUUUCGGACACUAUUCCAAGAACAUGGUUACAGAGCUGUCAAAAUCUCUUUGGGCAAGUAGGAUGCUCAGCCAGGCCCUCAGUCUGGGCAUUGAAGUGAUAAAUACUACUGAACAUGCAGCACUUACGAAGGAUUGCAGCAAAGCGCUAGUGAAGAUGCAGUACUGCCCACAUUGCCAGGGCCUGACGCUAAUCAAACCCUGUGUUGGAUAUUGUCUAAAUGUCAUGAGGGGCUGUUUGGCCAGUGUGUCAGAACUGGAUGCACAAUGGAGGGAGUAUAUCUCCACUCUGGAAUAUCUGACUAAUGAAAUGGCUGCCUCACAUGAUCUGGAAACUGCCCUGACGGGAAUCCGGAACUCCAUCAAUGAAGCCAUCCUGCACGCACAGUUGAACGGACCACAUCUCUCUGCUACAGUUGAUAAAGUGUGUGGACAGCCCAAACAACAAGAGGGGAACCUGUCACCAGACAAGGUAGUGCCAGUGAAGGAAGCACCUGAAACCCAGAGAUUCAUGAUGGCUCACGCUAGUCUGAACAAUAAACGAAGUUCUCUGCCUCUGAAAGCUUCAAAGAGUGACAAAUCAAGAAGUUUGAAAAAACUCUCUAGAGAGUUCAUCAAUUACAUGAAGCGAUCCCGAACCUUUUAUGCCUCUAUAGCAGAAAGGCUGUGUGAUGGAGACCUGGUGAUGAGAGACAGCUCAACCUGCUGGAACGGAGACGAUGUUGUAGAAAGUUACACCAGCAGAGUUGUUUCCAAUGGACUGAAAGCACAAAUUAAUAAUCCAGAACUGAAAGUCAGAGGAUUGGACCCACUCAUCAGUAAUUUAAUUGAUAAACUUCAGCACUUUAAUCAAGUGGAUGCUGAGAAGGCAAAAUCAAAACUGGACAGAUGGGCUUCCCAAGAUAUGGGCAGUGGGGGUGGAAGAAGUGAAGAGGUGGAGUCAAGCGGGGAUUGCGAUGAUGAGGAUGGCUGUCAAGGAUCUGGUGACAGGAGUCACACAGCAGAUAUACUCAAGGACAGGAAAACACAUCCAGAAACCAGAAACAAACCAAACCCAACGCUGAAGAUUGAUGCCACAGCCACCACGAGCUCUGCCAAGUCAUCCUCAAAGCACAGCGUAACUGCAGAUGGGAGCAAGCCAGCCCAGACUUCCCCUCUGGUUGUUUUAACAGCACUGGCAGUUCUGUGGCAUUGUCCACUGUAGCUGUCUUGCCUUGCAGCCACUGUGCAAGUGUUUCUGUUCACUGUCAUUUAUACCUGCAGCCUUACCCAACAG